Mangifera indica (mango) is the source of this 1692-nucleotide messenger RNA. RefSeq names its product protein trichome birefringence-like 19. Lineage: Eukaryota; Viridiplantae; Streptophyta; Magnoliopsida; Sapindales; Anacardiaceae. Bases 240 to 1487 code for a protein of 415 amino acids. The record is from RefSeq and is a predicted model, not a curated record. The transcript is spliced from 2 exons. Gene Ontology annotation, cellular component: Golgi apparatus. Gene Ontology annotation, molecular function: O-acetyltransferase activity.
AUUAACAUAAUUACAUCAGCAUUUAGGGGAAUAAUAAAAACUGUGUUGCAUCUUAAUUGUGUAUUAUGAUGCCUCAAUUUAAAAUAAAGUUGUUUCAUGAUGGUGGUUGGUGGUUGACCUCAAGAAUAUUUACCUCAAAGAUAAGUUUCUAACCCAGAUUUCAUGUUCAAGAGAACAGAUGAAACUGCAUCAAUAUAAAUCUAACCCCAAAUGCAAAGUUUCUUACUUGACACUACACCAUGAAGGCUUGUGCCACUGAGCUCAGUGGGAAGGUCUCACCUUACAACACUCAGAGAAAAGUUUUAGUACUGGUUCUUAUCUUGAUUCUCUUCGCGAUUAUCCAUCUCCUUGCAAAUAAUUGUCAGUCACCUUUGCUAUUUCUUUACUUCAAAACUAGAGAUGUCGGAGCCGUCACACUGGAGAAGAAAUGUGACAUUUUCAGCGGAAGGUGGGUCCCUCACCCUGAAGGGCCUUACUACUCAAAUGAAAGUUGCCAUCUGAUAAUUGACCAGCAUAACUGUAUGAAGCUUGGAAGACCUGACAAGGAGUACAUGAACUGGAGGUGGAAGCCUGAUGAAUGUGAGUUACCUCUGUUCAAUCCAACUCAGUUCCUUGAGAUUGUUAGAGGGAAGUCAAUGGCAUUUGUUGGGGAUUCUGUGGGGAGGAACCAAAUGCAAUCACUGUUAUGCCUCUUAUCCGGUGUGGCAUAUCCAGAGGAUAUUUCUGACAAAUACUCGUCAAACACGGAUUAUUUCAAACGAUAUUUCUAUGCUGAUUACAAUUUUACUGUAGCAACACUCUGGUCUCCGUUCUUAGUUAAAUCAGGUGAUGCAGAUCCUGAUGGUCAUUCCCUCAACAGCCUCAUGAGCCUCUACUUGGAUGAAGCUGAUGAGGCAUGGGCAAAUGAAGUAGAAAAUUUUGACUAUGUGAUUGUUUCAGCUGGACAAUGGUUCUUCCGGCCUUUGAUAUACAAUGAAAACAGUCAGCUUAUUGGGUGCCAUAAAUGUUAUAUAAAGAACAUGACAGCCAUUCCCAAGUACUACGGAUACAGAAUGGCCUUUCGAACUGCCUUUAGAACUCUUCAGAGCCUGAAGAAUUACAAGGGUAUAACAUUUCUAAGGACAUUUUCUCCCUCUCACUUCGAAAAUGGUGAUUGGAACAAGGGAGGAAAUUGUGCAAGAACAAGGCCAUUUACAAGCCAAGAAAUGAAGUUAGAAGGGUAUGCAAUGGAGUUCUACUUGACACAGGUGGAAGAACUAAGGGCUGCAGAGAAACAAGGGAAAAGUAGAGGCUUGAAAUUUCUAUUACUUGACGCUACUGAAAUAAUGCUGCUUAGGCCGGAUGGGCAUCCAAAUAAGUAUGGACAAUCCCCACAUAAGAAUGUUUCAGUGAAUGAUUGUGUUCAUUGGUGUUUGCCAGGCCCAGUUGACUCCUGGAAUGAGUUUUUGCUUUAUAUGAUGAAAGCUGAAGGUCAGAGUUCGGUUUAGGGGAAGCUUAAUGAGAAAUUCUUGAUGUAAAUUUGACACAGAUUUAUUUAUUUGCAUAUAUAUUUGAAACCCUGCUUGGAUUUUUUUACCUCUAAAACCAUUUCUCCUUUUGUUUAUAAUUUGUAAUGAAGAAGAAAGAGAAAGUUAUAAAAGAAAUAUAGAGAAUCAACUCUUAGAAAUGUUAUUGCAAAUAAUUGUGUUUCAA